Puma concolor (puma) is the source of this 790-nucleotide messenger RNA. It is a transcript of the gene NCR3, whose product is annotated as natural cytotoxicity triggering receptor 3. NCBI's taxonomy places the organism in Eukaryota, Metazoa, Chordata, Mammalia, Carnivora, Felidae. Gene Ontology annotation, biological process: natural killer cell activation; positive regulation of natural killer cell mediated cytotoxicity; immune response-activating cell surface receptor signaling pathway. The record is from RefSeq and is a predicted model, not a curated record.
CUCCUCAGGGAGGCAAGAAUUUGAUGCCUGAGGUCCUAGGCAGUUGAGGUCUUUGACAAGUGAUGUGAGAGUCCUGUGUGUCAUAAGAAGCUCCCCACCUCCAUCUGGCAACCCUGGCCACGAGUAGUAGGUUGUUCUUUCUCCACCCAGAGCUUACCGCUCAGGUCCCCCUCGCCAAUUGAAACAAACACCCUCUGACAUGCCCCGGAUGCUGUUGCUCCUCGUUAUCAUGGUCCAUCCAGGAUCCUGUGUUCUCUGGGUGUUCCAGCCCCCUGAGAUUCGUACCCAGGAGGGCUCUGCUGCCCUCUUGCCCUGCUCCUUCAAUGCCAGCAGAGGGAGACUGGCCAUUGGCUCUGUCGCGUGGUACCGGGACAAGGUGGCCCCAGGGAAGGAAGUGAGGAAUGAGACGCCAGAGUUCAGGGGCCGCCUGGCCCCUCUUGCCUCUUCCCGUUUCCUCUGUGACCACCAGGCUGAGCUGCACAUCUGGGAUACCCAAGACUGUGACACUGGAGUCUACGUGUGCAGGGUGGAGGUGCUGGGUCUUGGUGCUGGAACAGGGAAUGGGACUCUGCUGGUGAUAGAAAAAGGACCUCCUUGGCUGGGGGCCAGCACAGUCCUCCUCCUUCGGGCGGCAUUCUAUGCCUUCAGCUUUAUCUCUGUGGCCAUGGGCAGCACCAUCUAUUACCAAGGCAAAUGCCACUGUCACCUGGGAACAUGCUGCCACUCCUCAGAUGGCCUCUGAUGAGUGAUUCGAGACCUCAGCCAUCCCAACCCUCUUCAAGAGACCCCA